Messenger RNA from Beauveria bassiana ARSEF 2860, 1602 nucleotides. Its product is annotated as ceramide glucosyltransferase. The record is from RefSeq and is a predicted model, not a curated record. Gene Ontology annotation, cellular component: membrane. Lineage: Eukaryota; Fungi; Ascomycota; Sordariomycetes; Hypocreales; Cordycipitaceae. The transcript is spliced from 2 exons. Gene Ontology annotation, biological process: glucosylceramide biosynthetic process. Gene Ontology annotation, molecular function: ceramide glucosyltransferase activity. Bases 1 to 1602 code for a protein of 533 amino acids.
AUGUCCUGGUUUGUUGAGACUGUUGCCACCAUCUGCCUUGUUUGGUGCUGCUUCAUUGUUAUUGUCCAAACGGUCGGCAUUUGUGCAAUUUUCCGCUACUUUUCGCGCCAACCACAACCGUCAAUCUCGGCCAAGCAAGGCAGCGAGGCACCCUGGGUCACUGUCAUCCGUCCCGUCAAGGGACUCGAGCCCAAUCUCUACGACUGUAUCGCCUCGACCUUUCGCCAAGACUACCCGCACGAUCGCUACUCGAUUCGACUUUGCGUCGAGGAUGUUGACGACGCUGCAUACCCGAUAUUGGAGCAGCUUGUUCGCGACUUCCCCGGCUUCGAUGUCCAGAUCCUCGUCGAGGCGCAGGACCCCGUCCUGCACGGGCCCCAUGGCCACAUUGAAAACUUAGGACCGAAUCCCAAGAUUCGAAAUAUCAGCAGAGCAUAUCGAGAAGCCAAAGGCGACAUUAUAUGGAUCAUUGACUGCAACGUCUGGGUGUCGCCUGGGGUCCUCGGCCGCAUGGUGGACAAGCUGUCUGGUUUCGCGUCGCAAGGCAAGGUGGUGCGGCCGUACAAGUUUGUGCAUCAUAUGCCGCUGGUUGUUGAUACGGUUGACUAUAGCAGAGAUGCGACGAGUCAACAAGCUCUGCUGGCUUCCACUGGUUCUUCAAACGACAUGGGCACCAUGAACAUGGGCGAGGACCUCAGCACCAGAGUAUGGACUCAGGGCGGCGGCCGACUCGACGAAAUGUUCAUGUCAACUACGCACGUCAAGUUUUACGGAGCCAUAAACUCUGUUGGAAUUGCCCCCUGUAUUGUCGGAAAGAGCAACAUGUUUCGAAAAUCUCAUCUAGAGCAAGUCACUGCACUUUCGCGCCCCUCUGCUCCAGGCAGGCCCUCCAGACCGACAGGUAUUGAUCAUUUUUCGUUUAAUAUUUGCGAAGAUCAUCUGAUCGGCGAUUUACUGUGGAAAUCGAACAUACCAGGCUUCCUCAACCACGGCAUCGUCUGGGGUGAUCUCGUCAUUCAGCCCAUGGCUGGUAUGGGUGUCGCCUCGUACGUUGCGCGCAGAGUGCGAUGGUUACGCGCACGCAAGUUCACAGUACUAGCUGCGACACUUGUUGAACCGGGUGUCGAAUCUAUCCUGUGCUGUGCAUACCUCGCAUUUGCGCUCACGACUCUGCCUUGGUUCCAUCGUAACCUGGGCAUUCCGCAAACGUGGACAGCUGGCGGUUGCAUUUGGCUGAUUGCCAUGACUGCAUGGCUGACGGUGGACUGGUUCAUCUUUCAACAUCUUCAUACUGGCAACUCGAUGAAGACAGACGCAAGCACGCCAAAGUUUGCUCAAGGCACCCGGAGAAGCGGCGGCAUGAACAAACGGCCAUUCAAAGAAUGGUUGCCGGCCUGGAUUGGUCGUGAGGUCCUGGCGCUCCCUAUUUGGACAACUGCCGUGCUGCUGGGAACGACUGUGAGUUGGCGCGGAAGAUCAUUCUCGGUCAAUAUGGACGGUGCUGUGAAAGCCAUCGGUGACAAAGACAUGCCUGUCAGGCCGUUGCUCAGAACACCAGAGCUGGAACGAGCACGACCUCGAAGCAAGGAUCGGCUCGACUAG